Molecule: messenger RNA, 1332 nt
Organism: Papaver somniferum (opium poppy)
Lineage: Eukaryota; Viridiplantae; Streptophyta; Magnoliopsida; Ranunculales; Papaveraceae
Product: nitronate monooxygenase-like
Exons: 6
Coding region: 142-1209 (355 amino acids)
Molecular function (GO): nitronate monooxygenase activity
Source: RefSeq, a predicted model, not a curated record
UACGGAGUAGGAAGGUGAGUUAGUCUAUUGUUUCUCCAAAUAUAUAACAACACAAUAGAGAUAGAAGGCAGACAUAUACAUUGAGACCCGGAUAGCUUCUAGCCAAAAGGUCAACGAUUAUCAAGAAAACAAGAGAGAAAGAUGAUGAAAUUUGGAGGGAUUCUUGGUUUUGAAACUGGAAUCAUGUUAGCACCUAUGGGUGUUGAUGUUGCUGGACCUGAACUUGUCGCUGCUGUCGCAAAUGCCGGUGGUAUUGGACUGAUCGCUAGCCCUGUAAAUGAUUAUGAACUGACGGUCAAAGCGAUAAAUGAUACAAGGAAACUGACGGGUAAACCAUUUGGAGCUGGGAUAUUGUUAGAGUUCGAGCAAACCAAUACAAUCAGAGCAAUAUUUGAUGAGAAAUUGGCUUGCUUACAAGUAUACUGGGGUGAUUUCUCUAAAGAAAUGGUUGAUGAAGCGCAUAAACAUGGAGUCAAAGUCAUCCAUCAGGUAGGAUCAGUGAAGGCAGCAGAAAGAGCAAUAGCUUCCGGUGUGGAUUGUAUCAUCGCCCAAGGUUCAGAGGCCGGUGGUCAUGUUGCUGGUACAGUUUCGCUGACCGCGUUAGUGCCGAGAAUAGUUGAUGCAGUUGGAGAUCGGGGAAUUCCGGUGGUAGCAGCCGGAUCAAUGGUUGAUGCUAGGGGAUAUGUUGCUGCCCUUGCACUAGGUGCCCAGGGCAUAAAUGUGGGUACAAGGUUUAUAGCUACACAUGAAGCUUAUGCAAAUGACUACUACAAGCAACAACUACUCCAUUACAACGAAGAGCAGACGGAUCGUACUGAUUUGUAUGGUCGGUAUGUUUGGAAAGGAGACGUGCGUUGCCUCAACACACCCUUCCAUCAACAGUGGAAAAAUGCACCUGAGUGGGUACAAAAUGACGAUUAUCAACCUAUAAUUGGGAAAUCCACCUUCUAUACCCAUGAAAUGGUACUUCGCCGAUUUGCAGGUCAAGUUGCAAACCCUACUACUUGUGGUAAACUAGAGGACAUGGUCAUGUAUGCAGGACAAGGAGUAGGCCUCGUAAAUGAUAUUAUUCCGGCUGGUGAAGUGGUAAGAAGAUUCGUUGAGGGUGCAAAAGCUAUAAUUCAAGGGCUAAACCAAAACUACUUGUUAGAAUCUACUCCAAUCAAAGCUAAUGAUGAUGAUAGUGACGAAAGUUCUGUUACGGUUUAAGACGUAGAGCGUUUGAACUAUCCUUGUUCUCUGUUGAAAUCUUUGUAAUUUGUUCCUCCAGCUUCUUCAUAUGUUGUUUCUCUGUGGUUUGUGGGAUGAAAAAGAAUAAAAUAAAUUUCAACA